CUUCGUAGUUCCUAUGGGCUAGCACCAGCUGGUUCUUCAUUCCCUUCUCGGAGUAUGGGUUUUGUGGAUUCCUAUUUCCAGGAUUUAACAUUGGAUGAGUUUUCAGAAGUGAUUUGGGGGGUCUCUAAUUCUUGGGGGUCCAUCCAGACAUUUCAGAGGAGUCUAGUAGUCACAGUGAGCUUUUCUUGAACUGAAUGAAUACUGAAGAAUGGAACGUCAAACCAUCUGUAGUCAUGGUGCAGCAGUUGAAACAAGACUACCAUAUUGCUGGUACCUGGGAAUAACAAGACCUCUUACGUAUCCUGUCAGGCAGAAUGGAAAGUGUAUGGCCAAAAUGAUCCUGUGUGUAUGGCUCUUAUCUGCCUCUAUCACCAUACCCCCACUCUUCGGUUGGGCCCAAAACGUAAACGAUGAAAAGGUUUGCUUGAUCAGUCAAGACUUUGGCUACACAAUUUACUCCACUGCAGUUGCAUUUUACAUCCCAAUGUCAGUGAUGCUUUUCAUGUACUAUCAGAUUUACAAAGCUGCUAAGAGGAGUGCUGCUAAACACAAGUUUGCUGGUUUUCCCCGGCCGGAAGAAGUGGAAGGAGUAUCUAUGAAUGGAGUUGUUAAACUGCACAAAGAAUCUGAAGAAUGUGCUAAUUUUUCACGACUCCUUAAGCAUGACAGGAAAAACAUUUCUAUCUUUAAAAGAGAACAGAAAGCUGCCACUACCCUUGGAAUUAUUGUCGGGGCUUUUACUGUGUGUUGGCUGCCAUUUUUCCUCCUUUCAACUGCCAGGCCCUUCAUCUGUGGUACAGCAUGCAGCUGUAUCCCACUCUGGGUUGAGAGAACAUUUCUGUGGCUGGGUUACGCAAACUCUCUUAUUAACCCUUUUAUAUAUGCCUUCUUCAAUCGGGACCUGAGGACAACUUAUCGCAACCUACUGCAAUGCAGAUACAGGAACAUCAACCGGAAAUUAUCAGCUGCGGGCAUGCAUGAGGCUCUGAAGCUUGCCGAAAAGCCAGAAUUUGUCCUAUAAGAUCCCUUACCCUUUAUUAUGAUAAUUUAUUGUUUUACCACAUAACUCUUUUUUUCAAAUUUGAGGGAAAAAGUUAAUUGGAAGAACCAGCCUUCUUGAGCACUGUUAACACAGUCAUCAAGAAACUGAAAGGUAGCAAGGUAAAUUCCUGUACAAGCCCCCAGUCAUAACGAACCUGGAGAAACAGGAAGACAAUCUAAAGAGUUUGCGUGUAAGGAAAGGGAACGCGAGUACUGGAUACCAAAAACGGGAGGAUAAAAGGUGGUGCAGGACUUUUGAGUUACUGGUGAGGAAAGAGGGAACUCAGCCUAGCCCCUUUGUUUGGCCCUUGGCCCCAAACAGCUUCUAGUAGCUCUGAAUAUUGGAUGCAUCUUGUAUCCUAGAAUUUUUUUCUGUAAUAAAGACCGGAGAACAUUGAAGAGUUCAGUAUAAUUCUUUGCUUUCCACUUUUUUAUUAUAAAAAUAAACCAUUUAAGAUGAAGUUGGAU
Messenger RNA from Struthio camelus australis, 1509 nucleotides. NCBI's taxonomy places the organism in Eukaryota, Metazoa, Chordata, Aves, Struthioniformes, Struthionidae. The record is from RefSeq and is a predicted model, not a curated record.